Messenger RNA from Halichondria panicea, 2625 nucleotides. RefSeq names its product phospholipase DDHD1-like. Gene Ontology annotation, molecular function: glycerophospholipase activity; metal ion binding. Gene Ontology annotation, cellular component: cytoplasm. The record is from RefSeq and is a predicted model, not a curated record. The transcript has 15 exons. The coding region runs from base 96 to 2429 and encodes 777 amino acids. NCBI's taxonomy places the organism in Eukaryota, Metazoa, Porifera, Demospongiae, Suberitida, Halichondriidae.
UUACCAUUUUGGUUCCAGUCGAGUCGUCAUAAAACAAAAGCUGCUCCUAGAUCCUAGGCCUAGGAUCCUAGCUAGCUCUGCCGUAAAGUUAAAAGAUGGCAAACCAAGUUAAUGAACCUGGACCCGAGGCUGGCUCCCUGUACCCUGACCUAUCAACACUGGAGGGUGACGAUGACAUAUUGACAGCUCUAGCCGAGUCCCCUAAGCCUAAGAGGCCUCCCAGACCACCACCUCCCAGGUCUCAGCUCAUACCAGCUCGAGCAAUAGACGCUGUCCUUAACGAUGACAGACUGGACAUACCCGGAGUCGUGGCCACACCCACUGAUGGAGGGGGCGGGGAAGAGUUUGGGCGUAGUCAGGAAACCGGUCCAACUGCAUCAGCCACGGUUCCUACACCACUCCCACUCACUCUCGAACAAGUCCGCUGGUUCUAUCAAGAGCCUGGCAAGUUCUGGCUGCCAUUUUCCGGCCCUGAUUCUCUAUCUCUUGAACAAAGCUACUCUAAGUGUGUAGGAGGUGAUCUAACCUCAGAGAGGGCUGGCCUAGUGCAGGUUAUGGGGGAUCUAUACGAGGUGAAUAUACUCGAGAGAAUGUGUCGACACAUCUACUGGUCAGAGAUGGAGGAGUGGCCAGUGUUGAGAGGAUGCUGGUUCGAGGUCAGUGGUGACAAGAAGUGGUAUCCAGUGCCCGAGGCAGAGCAUCAGCUGAUUGAGAACGCCCACAUGGACAGACAGUGGAGGGAGAAGGUAAAGUCUGCUGAGGAUCUUGUACAGUGGGCGGAAACUGUUAGUGUGGGUUCAAAGGUCGGCCCCGCCUCUCAGACUGACGGGCCAGCCAAGCCUACCAAACAACCUGAAGAAGAGGUGCUCCAUCGUCUGGCUCUGGAUAAGUACGAGGUCAUGUGGAUGGGGACCGGGGAAAUCAGAAAACUUAAGAAAGAGAUAUCAACUCAACUGUGGAAUAUUGUUGGUACUAAACUUGGCAAGGGUGGCAAGUACGGGUGUACCAAGCUGGUACGAGGGUACAAGGAGGAGGCUACAAACGACGACAUGUUGCCCCCCAUCGGCCACGUGGUGUUUGUAGUACAUGGUAUCGGACAGAGCAUGGACAUGAGCUGCAUCAACAAGAGUGCCACGGAUUUUCGUCAGACGUGUUCUCAGAUUGCCAAGAAACAGUUUGAUGACAAGUGGACAUCUCGGAGGGCAGAGUUCAUCCCUGUAGAGUGGCGGACCUGGCUAUCACUAGAUAAAGGGGUUCUUAACGACAUUACCCCCCACGGAGUAAUGAAGCUGCGCUCAAUGUUCAAUGACUCCGUGUUGGACGUGCUUUACUACAUGAGUCCAAAGUUCGGUCCAGAAAUUCGCGAUGGCCUCAGGUUUGCUCUCCACAAGCAGUAUGCAGAGUUCAUUAAGCGCCACCCCACGUUCCUGGCUGAGGGGGGCACGGUCUCCAUCCUAGGCCACUCCCUCGGAAGUGUCAUAUCGUAUGACCUCCUGUUGGAGACAUGCGAGGCUAGGGGAAUACCCCACUACCAAUCAUCGCCAGCAGGGGGAUUUACCCCCUCGGUACCGGAUGCAACGCAGGGAAUUCCUUCAAAAGGAGCUUCUCGUGACAGACCUGCUAAUACAGAUGUCAAGCUUGUCGGUGGAUCAGGGGGCGUGGCUUUCACAAAGGUCAGGGCCUCACCACCCCCAGCAUACACAGAGGAACCAGACUCCACCUAUUCUGUGAGUGACGACUAUGCUGCUAGACUGGAGCUGGAGAAGCUGCGGUCACGGGUGACUGAGCUGGAGACCCGGCUAGGAGAGAGGAAGGGGCCACAGGGACUCAACUUUUAUGUUGACCAUUUCUUUGCACUGGGUUCUCCGCUGGCCGUGUUUCUGAUGAUGCGAGAGCACGAACACCUCAUCCGGAGAAGCCACAUGAGUGCCGAGAGUCUGUUGCCGUCCUGCGUGUGCAACCGUAUCCACAACGUACACCACCCCUCAGAUCCAGUGGCCUAUCGUCUUGAGCCGCUCAUUAAUCCUAUCUAUGCUCAAAUAAAACCAGUUCGUAUUGACAGUGGGAGUAAGAUCUCGAAAGAUGCAAUAGACCAUGCCGAAGGUACGAGGGCCAAACCACAGCUGCAGACGAGUCAGGGGAAGUCGUGGUUCAGUUCUCUCGCUCUGUUUGCUAGUAACACUGCCUCUAAAACUAUGAGAUCAUCUCCUGAGCCGGCUAGAGCCAAGUCCAUUGACAAGGUGGCAGACAAUGACAAAUCACUAAAGCCAGAAGAGAGGCUUCGUGAGCGACUGGAUUUUAUGUUGAAGGAGAGUUUUGCUGAGAAUAGUUACAUCAACUCGCUCACUGCCCACACAGGAUAUUGGACCUCCACUGACUGUGCUCAGUACGUCCUCCUGCAGCUGUACUCGUACAAGAGGGACACUUAAUUAGAACAUGUACACCAUCAUAUACAUGCGUAUCUCAUUAGUAUUGGCCUAAUGCCAAUUUUUAUAGUCCAGAACAAAUUUUUGUAUUUGUGUGUGUACCAGUUUGUGUGCGUAUUAUUUAUACGUAGCUUCAUUAUAAUUAUUAUGAUCGCAUGUGUGUGACACUAUACUAUUAUGUUCAAUUGGACAAAAUUCA